CGCGGUGCGCGUGCGCAGACCGCAGCUGCUCUUCUAGAGGUGAAGGAGGAAGGACAGCGUCGGCUUCUGAGGCGAGGGCAAGCUCUUUCCCGGCCUUGCUGUGAGACGAGAAGACAUCACCAUGUCAGCUGCUCUUUUGCCUAAACCAGUAAUGAGAGGCCUCCUGGCCAAACGUCUGAGAAACCACCUUGGAAUUGCGUUCAUCUUCAGUCUUGCAUGUGCGACUGCAUACAAGUUUGGUGUGGCUGAACCGAGGAAAAAAGCAUAUGCAGAUUUCUUUAAAAACUAUGAUUCUGUGAAAGAGUUUGAGGCCAUGAGGAAAACUGGGGUGUUUGAAUGUACGGGAUUCAAAUAAUUGCAAGCUGAUAUCUAGAUCCUCCUCCUUGGAGACCUAAAUAUUGAAAAUCACUGUUUCUGUGAUCGAUACCUUAUGAGCUACUUUAGUGCUGGUCGUGCUGUAAUGUUGCUCAUUAAAUGAAGUACUUAUGUCAAA
This is a messenger RNA of Elgaria multicarinata webbii, 493 nucleotides long. RefSeq names its product cytochrome c oxidase subunit 6C. The transcript has 4 exons. Bases 122 to 355 code for a protein of 77 amino acids. The record is from RefSeq and is a predicted model, not a curated record. NCBI's taxonomy places the organism in Eukaryota, Metazoa, Chordata, Lepidosauria, Squamata, Anguidae.